ACCAGUGCCGUCUAAGGGUCAAGAUAGCCGCGUCAGACCCAUCAGAAAUCAUCUGUCCUCGAUGUUCCGGGCAAUUCCUUUACGAGGUUGAGAUGAACAGAUGUCGGAGACGAAAUCGAUGGAACCUAAUGCUGAAACCCGUCCCUGGAGGCUUCGAAAUCAGAGUUUAGAUGGGAGAGCGCACUCGGAAGAUGAACCUGGACUCCAAUUUAGACCAAUAAGGUGGAUCGACCUCAGGCCAAUAACCGAACCAAAUUUGCCACCUGAAAACCCGAUGCCUCCCAGGGUUAGCCCCAAGGACUACUUUUUCGGCCCAGUCCUAAACGAGCUUAUCGAACGAGUGACCCAAAAUCACCAACCAGGGCUGCCGCCGGCACCCGAAUCAGUUAUCAACGUAAUACCAACGGUCAAGGUCACGGAAACUCAUUUGGUAAAUGAAUCGCAUUGUCCAGUUUGGAAAGAGUUGCCAUCUGUUGAAAAGAGUUGCCAUCUGUUCCUGAAAAUAGCACUCCUGCGCAUGAUGAUCAUCGUGAACAUGUUGAUCAUCGUGAACGUAAGUCUGUAGAUGCCUCGAAUGGAACGUAUCUGACGUUGAGGAGGCAGUUGGGAAACUUGUGGCCAGAUCGUCCAAGGUAUGGAGGAAUCAGUCCUCUUGGAGAGCAUUAUGGUGCUUUCCAUGGACGCGAGAUUUGAUCAGUACUUCAUGAAGAUUAUUCUAUCUUUACAGCAAUAUUUAAAGAUUAUAUAUGGUAUCAAAUUAUUUAAAGAAUGAAUUCAGCUUCAUUCUUGUAGAUAUUAGCCCAAAAUAUUCUUUUGCCCCGAAAGCCCUAAAAUUAAUAUGAAUUUCAUGUUUACAUGUUUAUAUAUACAUGUUAGACUAUGGAUGUGGAAAGAAAUCCUGUAUAGCUGGUAGAUUCAGUAACCUUCUACUCUUUCCUCGCUGGUAAUUGUUAGGUCCCAAUAGAAGUCGUCUUCUUUGUGCAUCUUGCGUGCAUUGCUAAUUUGU
Hevea brasiliensis (rubber tree) is the source of this 1006-nucleotide messenger RNA. RefSeq lists its product as uncharacterized. The record is from RefSeq and is a predicted model, not a curated record. The coding region runs from base 101 to 565 and encodes 154 amino acids. The transcript has a single exon. NCBI's taxonomy places the organism in Eukaryota, Viridiplantae, Streptophyta, Magnoliopsida, Malpighiales, Euphorbiaceae.